This is a messenger RNA of Polistes canadensis, 1227 nucleotides long. RefSeq lists its product as uncharacterized. The transcript is spliced from 3 exons. The record is from RefSeq and is a predicted model, not a curated record. The coding region runs from base 173 to 769 and encodes 198 amino acids. NCBI's taxonomy places the organism in Eukaryota, Metazoa, Arthropoda, Insecta, Hymenoptera, Vespidae.
UCUUGUAAGUUAAACUUUCAUUUAUAAACUAUACCGACUAUAUACAAGGAUUUAUUCGAUGGGUGGUGGAUAAGUUUCCAGGAGUACAAAUAUUAGAUUUUACAUCAUAUUAAGAGUAAAAGAAUGAAUUUAUUCUUAAUUAUUUAAUAGUUUUUCAAUUAAAUAAUUAAUAAUGUUGACCAGACAAAUGGAAUCAGAAGUUGAGAAAACUCUUAAACCUGAACAAACUAAAGAUGAUAUUAAUAUGCCAGCAGUUACAGCUAAAUUAGAGAUGUUGACAGUAAAUACUAAUAAUACCAAUAAUACUAAUAAUAUUAAUAAUGCAGAAUCAAUCUCAGAGACCAGAAGUCGUAAAAUUCUUAGAAAAAAAGUGUCAAAGAUUGGUUACUCAGACUCUUCAAACAGAAGAUGCAGUCUCAGGCCAAAGAAAAGAAGUUUAGAAGAUAUGGAAUCGGAUGAAAAUAUUAUGGAGUACUAUUUAGAUAAAAAUCCGAAGUACAAGGUAAAUAAUUUAGAAACAAUUUUUGAAGAGACAGGAAAUGCAAAUGAAAAUUUUUCGUAUAUGAGUGCGAAAAAAUACAAAAGGAUGAUUAAGUUUCAACAACAGCCUACUGAUACUAAAUUGAAAAAGAGAAAAACUAAAGUUAAAAGAGUAUUUGGAUCCAAGAUUAGCUAUAGGCGAAAACGUGGAUCUAUAGAUGUAUUACUUGAUAAGUUAAAUUAUAUUAGAUGUAACUCACCAACAAAUUCUGGAAGCGAAACAAAAUAGCUAUUAUAUUAUAAAUAUUUAGUAGUAACUAUUUGAUUAUACUAUUUUUAUAAAAAUUAAGAAUACGUAAGCUUUUAUGUUUUAAUGGUUUCAAUACCUCAGAACACGUUAGCACUAUUCAUAUUUCAUGGUGAAAAGUGCCAAAACAUUGGAUAUAUAUUAAAACAAAGUAUUAUUGCAUAGCUUUGUUACUUUCUACAAAUUUGGAGUUUAUAUUCUAAUGAAUAGUUAAAACAAUCGGAAAAAAUGCUUAAUAUAUGUAAUGGUGAUUGUAUAAUCUCAAAAUUACUAAAUACCUUAUAAUACUGAUUGACAUACUGUGUCUUGUGGUUCUCUAUAUGACAUUUUAUAUAUCAAUGGUAGUACUAUAUAAGCAUGUAUUUAAAUCGAUAUGAUAAUAUCAACUCACUUGGUUGUUUAUACGCUUAAAAUGAUCAAUAUAACAAAGUUGACCACAA